Gamsiella multidivaricata is the source of this 2683-nucleotide messenger RNA. RefSeq lists its product as uncharacterized. The transcript has 3 exons. NCBI's taxonomy places the organism in Eukaryota, Fungi, Mortierellomycota, Mortierellomycetes, Mortierellales, Mortierellaceae. Gene Ontology annotation, molecular function: ATP binding; protein binding. The coding region runs from base 40 to 2601 and encodes 853 amino acids. Gene Ontology annotation, cellular component: chromosome. The record is from RefSeq and is a predicted model, not a curated record. Gene Ontology annotation, biological process: mitotic chromosome condensation.
CUCGCUAAUCUUGUUUUUAAUGAUUCUCAAUCUUAGGAAAUGAUACAGAGAGAAGCGCUUCUCAAAGACAGGGCUAAUCUUGCCCGUAACCGUGCCGAGGAGGGACGUGCAUCUCAGCAAAAAACCCAGUCGCGCUCGGCAGUACUGAACAACCUCAUGCGUCAACGGGACCUUGGAAAGAUCAACGGAAUCCAGGGUCGACUGGGUAAUUUGGGCGCGAUUGAUGACAAGUAUGAUGUGGCGAUCUCGACUGCUUGUCCAGCUUUGGAUAAUAUUGUGGUUGACAAUGUUGAGGUAGGCCAGCAGUGUGUUGAAUUUGUCCGCAAGAACAAUCUCGGCCGCGUCUCUUUGAUCCUGCUGAACCAAUUGCCCAAGCGGAAUCUGGGACCCAUUCAAACCCCGGAGAACGUGCCCCGCUUGUUUGACCUCGUUCGACCAGCGGACCCUAAAUUCGCACCGGCGUUCUACAGCGUGAUGCAGGAUACACUGGUCGCGGAGGACUUGAGGCAGGCUAACAGGAUCGCAUACGGAAAACAGCGCUGGAGGGUCGUUACUCUGGAUGGACAGCUGAUCGAUAAGUCAGGAACAAUGACUGGAGGCGGUAACCGUGUUAUGCGCGGCGCCAUGAGCUCCACCCUUUCAACAGGGGAAUACACGGCCGAGGCAAUUGCACAGCUGGAGCAUGAGCGUGACCAAGCUGAAACUGAGUACAGAUUUUUCCAGCAGGAGAAGCUGUCGUUGGAGCGGGAGCUGAGCUCAACCGUGGUUAAUGUCCCCAAAAUGGAGAUGCGGCUGUCGAUGUUCAAGAUGGAUGUGGACGCUAACCAGAAACGGAUCACAGAGUCAGUGAAGCGAGUCGAGGUCCUGAGAAACGAGGCUGAACCAAAAUCAGCGGAAAUUAACAAAAUGAAGCAGCUGGCUAAAAAGGCGACAGAUCUCCGUGCUGAGGUGGUCUCGAUCAAGAAAAAUGCGGAGGCAAUCGAAGAAAAGAUCAAGGAUUUGCAGAACAAGAUCCUGGAUGCUGGUGGUGUCAAACUCCGAGCGCAAAAGUCCAAAGUCGAUGGACUGCGAGAGCAAAUUGAGGCGCUGGGCGAUAGGAUGACAAAAACCAGGGUCACCAAGAACAAGGCUGAGAAGGAUGUGGUCAAGCUCGGGACGCAGAUCGGAAAGCAUGAGAAGGAACUCGCGGAGGUGUCAGAGGAUUUACAAAAAUUGGAACAGGAGAUCAAGGUCAAGACUCAAGAGGCUGCAGGCAUUCGUAAGAAGGCCGAGGAAGCCAAACAGAUCAUGGAGGAAAAGAAGGAGGAGAUGGAAGAAAUGAAACAGGAGCUUGAUGAGAAGAUGAAGGUGAUCAACAAGAUCCGGACAGCCGAGGUGGAGAUGAAGAAUCAGCUCGAUGAUUUGAAGCAAUCGCUUGUGGAACACCAUCGUCGCAUGAAGCAUUGGAAGGACCUUCGGAGUCAACUCACAGUUCAAGAGGUUGACUAUGACGAGGAUGAGGUCGUUGCAGAGCUGCAAGAGUUCUCAGAAACGGAUUUGGCGAUGAUAGACAAGGAGUCACUUGAACAGCAGAUCCAGCAACUGGAGCACCAGCUCUCGAGCGCGAAACCCAACUUGUCUGUUUUGGAGGAAUACAAGAAGCGCGAGGAGGAAUAUCUGGCAAGGGCCAAGGACUUGGAAGAGAUGACCAUCCGGAGAGAGGAAGCCAAGAAGGCCUAUGACGAGCUGAGGAAGAGGCGACUGGACGAGUUCAUGGCAGGGUUCCAGAUUAUUUCGCAGCGGCUGAAGGAGAUGUACCAGAUGAUCACGCUCGGAGGCAAUGCAGAAUUGGAGCUUGUCGACAGUCUGGAUCCUUUCUCGGAGGGUAUUAUUUUCAGUGUGAUGCCACCUAAGAAGAGCUGGAAGAAUAUCUCUAAUCUUUCAGGAGGUGAAAAGACACUGAGUUCGCUCGCGCUGGUGUUUGCGCUUCAUCACUUCAAGCCGACGCCGUUGUAUGUGAUGGACGAGAUUGAUGCAGCACUGGACUUUAGGAACGUGUCGAUUGUGGCGAAUUACAUCAAGGAGCGGACCAAGAACGCGCAGUUUGUGAUUAUUUCGUUGCGCAACAACAUGUUUGAGUUAGCAGACCGGUUGGUCGGCAUUUACAAGACGGACAACAAGACGAAAUCGAUCUCUGUGAAUCCAACGGCGAUCACGGUGCUGAGACCCGUUCCCGUACCAACGCUAUCACAGCAGCCUUCAGGGGGGUCGCAGUCAGGAGGAGGCAGCCAUAAUACCAUGCAUGGACACCAACGGAGAGGGUCAACUAUGUCGAGACAUGGCUCGGAUCAAGUACCGCAGUCCAGUCUCUCCGCACCGCGACUAUCCAUCUCGCUCAUCAUAUCUAAAACGUGUUUCUGGCACGCCACCAAAAAGUUUUACAAGACUGCCAUUGGCGGGGAUAGAGUUGUGCCGGUAUGGACCUUUGGGCUCUCUUGGCCACUGGCAAGGUUCCACUCGCUUAGUAUGGGAAACAUUUCCGAUGAGGCCAGUGGUAGCUAUAGCACAGAGACCCAUUGGAGCCAAAUUUCGGGAAUCUCUGGUUUGCAAACUACGGCAUGAAUUAAAUCAUCAAUGGUUCUGAAGAAAACCCCCCCCCCCUUCCUCUUUUCCACUUUUUGACCCAUUUUCUCAGUCCUUCACA